AUGGAAGAAGGAGAUUCUAAAGUGUUGAGGUGCUGUUUUUCUAUAUUUUCAAUUAAAAUAUUUUUUGAUGAAUUUAGUUUCCGUAGACUUUGGCAUCUGCUGUAUUCUUAUUCAGGCUCCGGACUUCCCGUGAAUACCGCUUCCAUCCCUACAAAGCACCAGACCAAAGCCAAUCGGAGAGCUGGGAGAAAAGGGUUCUCUGUACAGGCCAGGAGAUUCAAUGCUGAAAACAGUCAGAAUGGAAACCCCGGACCCGGUGCUUAUAUGUCUCACUGCUCUGCUGAUGUCAUCAGCCCCUCCUACUCAAAGAGAGGCACAGGUGGACUGGCUUCUCAGGCUGCUCGACUCCCGCCCCCGCGCCAGCGGCACACCCCCGCGCCCAACACCUACAACCUGCGGUCCUCCCUCAUCCUGAACAACAGCUUCAGCCAGAUCGGGACCAGCGCCUUCCAGCCGCCCAUCGCCGUGACAACGGAGAGCUUCCGGAACGUAACCCCCGCCCCCAACCAGUAUCAGGUGUCCUUCAGGGGGGUCGAGAGACACACUGCGGUUUCCGCAAAGUCUGUGUUUCUGUCCAGAACAGGACGAAGUAACCCAUACUCUAACGUUUCAGAUUGGCCGUCCCCAUGCGAGUACAGCGUGACCGACACCCUCACCAGGCCCGAUCCCAGGGUGCCGUUCUCCUGCUUCAAGUCCAGCUCCGCCCGGAUCCCCUGCCGGGAGACCAGCCGGGUGCCAGGCCCUGGGACCUACAGCCCCCACGAGCCCCCCAAAAUUCUCAGGGGGGCUACCCUACCGAGGGGGCACUACUUGUGUCUGUCCGCUCCUGCUGUCCCGCCCCCGAAGGCCCCGCCCCUCCCUGGCCCCGGCCAAUACGACAUCGGCAGAUGCGAUGCCCCUCCCAAGCAGCUCGCGCCCGGGGCUGUGUUCAUGUCCGGGACGGGCAGAUGGGUCAGCGCUGCCACAGGAGGGAGUUACCCAGGCCCAGGUUACUAUGACCCGGCCAGGCCAGAGAAGCAGUCCUUCCUCUACAAUCAGUUCAAGAAGUGGGUGCCGGCAUGAGGUCCUGAAGAGCAGAAGUGCGGCCCACCGUGUGUGUGUGUGUGUGCGUGAGAG
Anguilla anguilla (European eel) is the source of this 1116-nucleotide messenger RNA. It is a transcript of the gene stpg1, whose product is annotated as sperm-tail PG-rich repeat containing 1. Lineage: Eukaryota; Metazoa; Chordata; Actinopteri; Anguilliformes; Anguillidae. Gene Ontology annotation, molecular function: chromatin binding; histone binding. Gene Ontology annotation, cellular component: male pronucleus; germinal vesicle; female pronucleus. The coding region runs from base 1 to 1062 and encodes 353 amino acids. The transcript has 8 exons. Gene Ontology annotation, biological process: epigenetic programing of male pronucleus. The record is from RefSeq and is a predicted model, not a curated record.